Messenger RNA from Macrobrachium nipponense, 1558 nucleotides. It is a transcript of the gene RpL4, whose product is annotated as large ribosomal subunit protein uL4A-like. Gene Ontology annotation, molecular function: RNA binding; structural constituent of ribosome. The coding region runs from base 108 to 1265 and encodes 385 amino acids. The record is from RefSeq and is a predicted model, not a curated record. NCBI's taxonomy places the organism in Eukaryota, Metazoa, Arthropoda, Malacostraca, Decapoda, Palaemonidae. Gene Ontology annotation, cellular component: cytosolic large ribosomal subunit; ribosome. The transcript is spliced from 8 exons. Gene Ontology annotation, biological process: translation.
UGCCUUUCUAGUUGACGUAUUGGCCGCGUGGCGGCGCUCCCUUUCACUCUCUUCAAGAAGGAUCUUCGUCGAUACUGCACGGGAAGAUCCCGCUCUUAGAAUAAAUCAUGGCGACAAUGUGUGCUCGCCCCAUGGUGAGCGUCCAUGUGGAUGGGGCGCCAUCUGGAGCGAGUGUGGCUCUUCCAGCUGUCUUUAGGGCCCCAAUUAGGCCAGAUGUUGUGAACUUCGUUCAUGAUCAGAUGUCCAAGAAUGCAAGGCAGCCCUAUGCUGUCAGUGCUGAUGCAGGUCACCAGACAUCUGCUGAAUCCUGGGGAACUGGUCGUGCCGUUGCCCGUAUUCCACGUGUCCGUGGUGGAGGUACCCAUCGAUCUGGUCAGGGUGCUUUCGGAAACAUGUGCCGUGGAGGCCGCAUGUUUGCCCCCACCAAGAUCUGGCGCCGCUGGCACCGCAGGAUCAAUGUCAACCAGAAGCGUUAUGCUAUGUGCUCUGCUAUUGCAGCAUCCUCCAGCCCAGCUCUUGUGAUGUCUAAGGGUCAUUUGAUCCAAGAGACUCCUGAAAUCCCAUUAGUUGUCACUGACAAGGUUCAGGAGAUCAGCACCACCAAGGAAGCUGUAAUGAUGCUGAAAAAGAACAAGAUUUGGUCAGACAUUCUCAAGGUUUACAAAAGCAAGAGAUUCCGUGCUGGUAAGGGUAAGAUGCGCAACCGCCGUCGUAUCCAGCGUAGGGGCCCUUUGAUCAUCUACAACAAGGAUCAGGGACUGACCAGAGCAUUCCGUAACAUCCCAGGUGUAGACACCAUUUGUGUCAACAAGCUCAAUCUCUUGAAGCUUGCUCCUGGUGGACAUGUAGGCAGAUUCUGUAUCUGGACUGAGUCAGCAUUCCGCAAACUCAAUUCCUUGUACGGUACAUGGCAGAAGAAAUCUACUAUGAAAAGGAAUUAUAACCUACCCAUGCCAAAAAUGACUAACACAGACUUAGCAAGGCUUCUCAAGAGCCGAGAAAUUUUGGCUGUUGUUAGGGAUCCCAAGAAGACCAUUGAACGCCGCAAGGUUAGGCUGAACCCAUUGAGAAACCGCCAAGCAAUGCAACACCUUAAUCCUUAUGCUAAAGUUGCCAGAGCUGCGGCCCUUGCUAAAGAGCAGAAGGACAUAGAAGUUAAAAAUGCAAUUUUAGCCGAAAAGAAGGCAAAGAGGGAAGCCGCGGAAGCAGCUAAGGCACCCGCCAAGAAGAAGCAAGCUACCAAAAAGGCACCUGCAAAGAAAUAGAAAUUUCAUUAUACAAAUAGGUUUUAUGAUUGUAAUAAAACCUAUGUAAUGAUAGUGUAUUUGCUUCCUACCCAGUAGAGUCCUGUUUGAAGGCUGAAGUAAAGUGCACUAUCCAUUUAAAAAGGGGAAAAGGGGGGGGAGGGGGAUUGGCAAGAUAGAUUAGCUAGUGGGCACUGAAUUCUUUGUCCAUAUGACUUGGCUUUUAGUUAACGUAUCUGCCAAUAUGUUUAAGGGGGCCUGACGGUGGAUAAGCCUUCAAGUGUUAUUAACAGCUCAUUAAAUACUUCAUGACA